CUGGGUGCACUUAAGGGCCCAGCCCGGGGAUUUCCUUUCAAAGGUGACUUAGAGGCACUUCAAGAGGGUAGCGCCCUCCCAGGCGGGUCCUAAUGGUAAAUUUGGCAGAGUCAGCGAAACACGGCGCCGGGCGGACCUGGCGGCCGGGCAGCGCCCUCUCCCGCGCCCGCGCCCUCUCCCGCGCCAGGCAGCGGCGAGCACGGGGCCAUUUGCAGCACAGGCAACCUAGCGAGCAGCCGCGGCGCCCAGCCGGGAGGGAGGUGGCACCAUGGAGCUGAAGAAGGACAGCAACGCCGUGGCCAUCGACAUGCUGCUCAUCGUGCACUCCGAGAAGCGGCGCGCGGCCCAAGCCACGCACUUGGACUCUCAAACGGACUCGGGCGCGCUGCUGCAAAACCGAGGAGGGUUCCAAGGUGUCAGAAACGGAAUCCGGAAAUGGCAAGAACUGGAGAGAAACGGCUUUCAGGGAAACUUGCCCGAGAAGCAGUGCCUUCAGCAGCCUCAGGUCAUCACUUCCUAUGACAACCAAGGUACUCAGCUGACUGUGGAAAUCCACCCCCAAGAUGCCAUGCCCCAGCUGCUCAAGAAGUUCUCUUUGGCAAAACGUUUACAAGGUGAUAAAAAUGGAAACAUGAGACCCCGGCAGCCUGGAGGGAAAGAUGCCCAUGCUUACCCCUGGGACAGAUCCAGCUUGAAAUCCAUGCCCCUGGACCUGUGGCUCUUUGAGAAACUUGAUGCCUCUGCCUCACAGGUGACAGUCAAGAGUGGCCUGGAUGAGCUGGUGAGUGACUUGCUCCAGGAAGCCCACAGCGAUCUGGAAAAGGUCCGAGCCAUCUGGAUCUGGAUCUGCCAUCACAUAGAGUACGAUGUUGAGGCUGCCCAGGAGAAGGACCGCCAAGCCUUCAAACCCACCGACAUCCUGAGGACUCAGAAGACCAACUGCGAUGGCUAUGCUGGCCUCUUUGAGAGGAUGUGCAGGAUCGCUGGUGUGCAGUGUGUCACCGUGCCUGGCUACUCCAAGGGCUUUGGCUACCAGACUGGGCAAAGCUUCUCUGGAGAGUUCGACCAUGCCUGGAAUGCUGUGUACCUUGAGGGCCGUUGGCACUUGCUGGACAGCACCUGGGGCAGUGGCCUGGUGGACACUACCACCUCUAAAUUUACGUUUCUCUAUAACGAAUUCUACUUCCUCACCCACCCUGCCCUGUUCAUCGAGGACCACUUCCCAGACAACAAAAACUGGCAACUGUUGAAGCCGCCUCAGUCUCUGAGGCAGUUUGAGAACAACAUGUACCACAAGAGUGAAUUCUACAACAAGGGCAUGCUGAGUGCCCACCCAGAGACGUCCAUGAUCCGAACAGUGAAUGGGAAAGCCACGGUCACCAUCGAGAGCUGCGCCCCAACACUGUUCAUGUUCAUGCUCAAUGGCAAGCAGGAGCAUGGGCUACUGAGCCUCAGGAAGAACGGGAUGAAGCUGGAGGUGUACCCUCCAACCAUGGGUACCCACAAGCUGCAGAUCUUUGCCAAAGGCAACUCUGAAAUCUAUAGCUCAGUGCUUGAGUACACACUCAAGUGCAACUUCGUGGACCACUCUGUCCGGCUGCCCGCUGAGCUUCACCAGCCGGUGGGCCCCAGCUGGUUCUCGGAGCAGAUGGGCAUCACGAAGCCCUCCCACCCUGACCCCAUCAUCCACACCACUGACGGUCGCUGUUCCAUCAGCUUUAGUGUGGAGGAGGGCAUCAGUGUCCUGGCAUCCCUCCAUGGAGACGAUGGCCCCAUCACUGAGGAGACGCAACUGCGCUACAUCUUCCAGCUGAACAGAGAGAAGAGGACAGAGCUGAAAGUCCAGCUGCCCCACGCGGGCAAGUUUGCCCUUAAAAUCUUCGUGAAGAAGAGGCAAGAACAAGGCAACUUCGUCUUUGUCUUCAACUACCUCCUGUGCUGCUCAAACACCAAGGUGAACUGGCCUAUGUUCCCCGAGAGCUUCGGCAACUGGGGGCAGGGCAAUGAGCUGCUGGAGCCCCUCUCGGGUGUGCUCCCUGCCAACCGCAACAUACCCUUCAAACUGAAGCUGCAUGGCAUCGCCAAAGCCCUGGUGAAAGGGCAGGAUACAUGGCCCCUGACCCUUAACCCCGAGGGAUACUGGGAGGGUAACUGCAACACGGCUGGCUGCCAAGAAAUCUACGUCAUGGUGCUAGAGAAUGCUAACCACAACUUCUACUCUUACAUCCUGAAAUACAAAGUCAAUGACCAGUGAGGGGCUGCAAACCCACAGCCUCCCAGGGCUAAGGCCAGCCCCACCCAGGGAGGGCCCAAGCCAAGUGCAGAGAGCCUGGGACACCACUAACGUGCAUGAAAUCACUUCUAGGCCUCUGCCUCUGGCUCCCUGCUCUGCCACAGGCAUUGAGGAAUUUGUAUUGCUGAGGGCUUCACUCAGUGUGGUUGUGGAUGAAGGGACAGAGGCAAAGGCCCUUUAGAAGGAAAAGGUGCUAUGUAAACCCGA
Phodopus roborovskii (desert hamster) is the source of this 2500-nucleotide messenger RNA. RefSeq names its product kyphoscoliosis peptidase (gene Ky). Bases 269 to 2254 code for a protein of 661 amino acids. Lineage: Eukaryota; Metazoa; Chordata; Mammalia; Rodentia; Cricetidae. The record is from RefSeq and is a predicted model, not a curated record. The transcript has 11 exons.